CAACAGCGGUGGACUUUAUUUUUCCCAGCAUCGCUGCAGCCAGCCCGCGGAUAAACUGGUGCGGGAUGACGAAGAUAAGGAUAUCUGCAUCCUUUGCCGCUUCGACAACAUCCGGAACAGCGACCUAAAUAUUUAAAUGAUCACAAAGGCAGUUCCCGAGGACGGAAAUAUUGCGUCGCAUUAAAUAACACACCCACUUGAAUUUUCUGCAUCAGUUCUUGUACAGACUCGUUACGAAGUACAUCAAAUACGAGCCAGCUGAAUUGUUAUUAAAAAAUUGCUAUUGAGUUUCAGAAGCAUUACUCAAUUCAAGAUGCGAUUGAAUCAAGUAAUUCCUAACUUUCAAGCUGAUUCUACCAAGGGUCCUAUUGACUUUUACGAAUGGCAAGGGGAUUCCUGGGUAGUUAUAUUCUCACAUCCAGCGGACUUUACUCCGGUUUGUACAACCGAACUUGGUCGUAUUGCUGUUCAUUACCCUCAUUUCAAAAAACGUAAUGUUAAAUUACUCGCACAUUCUGUUGAUAAACUCACGGAUCAUGUUGAUUGGGUCAAUGAUAUUAAGUCUUAUUGCCAAGACAUUCCUGGAGAAUUUCCGUACCCAAUAAUCGCCGAUGACGAUCGGAGUUUAGCGGUCAAGCUAGACAUGAUCGACGAAGAGUCUAAGAAUGAUCCUGAGAACGCAAUAACUGUUCGAGCGCUUUACAUUGUCAGUCCUGAUCAUCGUCUUCGUUUGAGUAUGCACUAUCCUACUUCAACUGGCCGUAAUGUCGACGAAAUUUUGCGUGUGAUCGAUUCAUUACAACUGGUAGAUCGCAAACCACAAAUCGCGACUCCAGCAAAUUGGACACCUGGUGAAAAAGUGAUGAUUCUACCUACAGUUGAUGAUAAUGAGUUGCCAUCAUUAUUCCCCGGCGGGGUAGAUAAAGUUUUUAUGCCUUCUGGCAAAGUUUACGUUCGUACUACUACUGACUAUUAAAGUUUUCUAUGUUAAUUUAUUAAAAAUAUAUAACAUUUUAUUUUUAAUAACUAUCUUAUACAAUCGACUAAUCAACAACGCGAGGUUCACGAUUUGAAUCCCAACUACGGCUUUUUAAAAUAUUGAUAUUUCUUCUUUAAUAAUUUUAUGUUAUGUAACUUUUGAUCUUAUUAUAACUCAUGAAAGAUGAAUUUUUAAUAAAUAAUAAUAAUUACUUACAA
Cotesia glomerata is the source of this 1197-nucleotide messenger RNA. Its product is annotated as peroxiredoxin-6-like. The record is from RefSeq and is a predicted model, not a curated record. Gene Ontology annotation, cellular component: cytosol; mitochondrion. Gene Ontology annotation, molecular function: peroxiredoxin activity. Gene Ontology annotation, biological process: cell redox homeostasis; cellular oxidant detoxification. Lineage: Eukaryota; Metazoa; Arthropoda; Insecta; Hymenoptera; Braconidae. The coding region runs from base 314 to 976 and encodes 220 amino acids. The transcript is spliced from 6 exons.